AUGAAUUCCCAAGAUGCGAACAAUGGUUCCUCGAGCUCUGGAGGCGGACAAAGUUCGAGUGCUCGCAACGGCCAUGGCAGAUACAACCACGAGUCCCGUCACUACACCCCUAUGUACCAACGAGCUGCAAAUAUGUCUGGUCGUGACGGCAGCGGUGCAAUGCUCACUGGCACAAACCAAACUUAUCGACCCAGGUAUGGUUCAAGGAGUAACGCCCCGGGCGCAAUGAAUAGCCUGGAGCUCGUCCCAAACUCAUACCCCAAUCAAUACAUUCUGGUGCCCAACUCUGGUGUCAUUGGAGGGGCUCAGCAAGUUCCUCCCUUCAUGGCUGGCCAGACCGACCAAAUGAGCCAAUGCCAGUAUUUUCCCCCCGGUGUUUAUCCAGGCAUAGCCUCCACCAUGGUACCUAAUGGUUAUUCUUCCUGGCCUUACAUGGUCAACUAUGACGUGCAAGACAGGCAGAAUGCGUGGAGCUCGGUCGAUGGCCAGAGAAGUCCUCAGACCGACAGUGCGGGCAUGUACUAUCCCAUGAAUUAUGUCCCUUCUAGCCUGGAAGGCGCUGGCACGACUGCAUACACUUUUGGGCCCAUGCUCGGGGCCCUUCCCGUGCCCGGAGCGUUGCCCGGGGCCCUGCCUGCUCUUCAGAUGAUGAAGACAACAAACGGUUAUGUGGUGCAAGAUAUGGAGGCUCUUACCCAACAAGAGCCAGCAAUUCCCCGUGCAGUGCCAGCCAUGUGGACAAAUCCUUCUGAGAUGACGCUCGCAAAAUGCCUCGAGAACCGCGAGGGCAUUACUAAUGUCUACAUCCGAGGGUUUCUUCCCGAAACGACGGAUGAGAUGCUUCACUCCUACGCGGCUCGGUUCGGUGGCAUUGAACGCUGUAAGGCCAUAGUCGACCUGGAGACAAGUCUUUGCAAAGGCUUCGGCUUUGUCCAGUACUACAAUUUUGAAGCAUGUGAAAAUGCAAUUCGUGGGUUCUUUUAUUUAGGUUACCAGGCAAGCUUUGCGCAGAAAUCUCGCAACUCUCGUCUCAAGGACCUGGAGGAUCGCACAUCGACCAACAUUUACUGCACCAAUAUUCCGAUCGACUGGACUGAAGCAGACUUGCGCCGUCAUUUCGAGCCCUACCACGUGGUCUCGGAGAAGAUUAGCCGUGAUGAGAAGACAGGUGUGAGCAAGGAAGUGGGAUUUGCCCGCUUCGAAACUCGUGAAAUCGCCGAAUUAGUCUUAAGCGAGUUCCACAAUGCCCCUUCGGCUGGCGACGUGAAGUUGCUAUUGCGUUUCGCGGAUACCAAAGCUCAAAAGGUACUGAAGCAACAAAGUAACGAGCGUCGUGCAUACCGUGCAGGCGAAUACAAUUAUUCCGUCGAAGUAGUGCAAGCAUCUACAACACCAUCGCCUACAUUGCAACGUUUGCAGCAGCAUGCCAGGCACCUGACACCUAACUCUGCGGCCAGCUUUGGCUCCCCAGCCGGAACUGGCCCCGAGUGGACCCCAGCGACCUCACUCUCUCCAUACGUGCAAAAGCAUGCUCCUGGAAACGUACGACAGAACUCGUUGUCGUCUCGCAGCCUCAAUGCCCUUGAGAAUGCGACUCCCCAACGCCGACCCAUCUUAGGCCGACGUUCUUUGACUGACAUUUCUGGUGUCUCCUCUAAGACCGCCAGGGCCCCGUCUGUAGGCGAUGAACCCCGUUCAUACAUGUCCAGUCCUCUAAAGGAAAACAUCAAAGCUGGGUCCAUGUCCCCAGUCCCAUCGCGCAUGGAAUUCUGCAUUCCUUCGCCCCGUUCCUGCACUUAA
Molecule: messenger RNA, 1800 nt
Organism: Penicillium pulvis
Lineage: Eukaryota; Fungi; Ascomycota; Eurotiomycetes; Eurotiales; Aspergillaceae
Exons: 5
Coding region: 1-1800 (599 amino acids)
Cellular component (GO): nucleus; ribonucleoprotein complex; cytosol
Molecular function (GO): poly(A) binding; mRNA 3'-UTR binding; poly(U) RNA binding
Source: RefSeq, a predicted model, not a curated record